AUUUGUCAAAGAAAUGGUCAAACUACUAGAACUAUUUGAAACUAUAAUAAAGAAGUUAUCAAGUGCCUCAUAUCCAACAUUAAAUAUGGUUUAUCUAUAUAUAUACAUACUAAAACAAAUAUUUGCUCCAAAAAUUGAAGAUGGUAAAACUAUUGAUAGUUAUCUAGAUCUAAUCUACAGACUUUUAGUAUUAAAUGAUAAUUUGAAAGAUAUUGAAGAUGAUAAUAAUGAAAAUGAAAAUACAACUUAUGUUAAAUAUUUAUCACCAGCCAAUACAGAAAAUCUUAUUCAAAGAGUUCAUACUGCUAUAUAUCUUUCUUUAGACAAAUUGUGA
Molecule: messenger RNA, 334 nt
Organism: Racocetra persica
Lineage: Eukaryota; Fungi; Glomeromycota; Glomeromycetes; Diversisporales; Gigasporaceae
Source: the annotation of a GenBank genome assembly